AGCAUUUCCUCUCUGACCCGCUACAAUGGAACGGCACAUUACACGCACGCAGAAAACGAACUCGUGGCUGUAGUUUGACUAAACAGGAGUUUUAACCCACCGUUGCUUUUUUGUGUCCCUGUGUUGACACCGAGAAUCUUAGAGGAUGGCCGCAGAUGUGGAUAAAACUAAUGUUGGAGAUCCGAAGGAUGAUCAUGAGGCGCGCGCGUCUCCAUCCAGCAGCGUCUCCCGAUCACGUCUCAAGCAAGCUCUCUCCGCUUUAUUCAUGAUCGCUGCUGUUCCUUUUAUUGGCUUUUGCAUAAAAUAUUACCAGGAUACCCAGCUGCUAAAACGACAUGAGGCCGGACUGAAGGCGUUGGGAGCAGACGGGCUCUUUUUAUUCUCGUCCUUGGACACUGAUCAUGACCUCUAUCUUAGUCCAGAAGAAUUUAAGCCUAUUGCAGAAAAACUCACAGGUGUAGCACCUCCCUCAGAGUUUGAGGAGGAGAUACCACCUGAUCCAAAUGGGGAGACGUUGACCCUACAUGCUACCAUGCAGCCAUUACUGUUGGAAAGCAUGACUAAGAGCAAAGAUGGCUUCCUAGGGGUUUCUCAUAGUUCUCUUAGUGGCCUGCGGUCAUGGAAGCGCCCGGCUGUUCCUUCUUCCACAUAUUAUGCCAGUCAGUUCAAGGUCUUCCUGCCACCCAGCGGUAAAUCCGCCCUGGGCGACACCUGGUGGGUCAUUCCCAGCGAACUCAACAUCUUCACUGGCUACCUUCCUAAUAACCGUUAUCAUCCUCCCACACCACGCGGAAAAGAGGUGCUGAUCCACUCUCUACUGAGUAUGUUCCACCCGCGGCCCUUUGUGAAAUCCCGCUUUGCUCCACAGGGAGUUGUGGCCUUUGUACGGGCCACAAGUGACUAUUAUUACGACAUUGUUUUUAGAAUUCAUGCUGAGUUCCAGCUAAAUGAUGUGCCGGGUUUUCCAUUCUGGUUCACUCCUGGUCAGUUUGCGGGUAACAUCAUCCUGUCCAAAGAUGCUUUUCACGUCAGAAGCUUUCACCUAUACGUGCCAAAUGACAAAUCUUUAAACGUGGACAUGGAGUGGCUGUAUGGAGCCAGUGAGAGCAGCAACAUGGAGGUGGAUAUCGGAUACCUGCCCCAGAUGGAGCUCAGAGCGGCAGGGCCGUCCACUCCCUCUGUAAUCUAUGAUGAGCAGGGGAACGUGAUUGACAGCCGAGGGGAGGGAGGAGAACCCAUUCAGUUUGUGUUCGAGGAGAUUGUCUGGAAUGCAGAGAUCAGCAGAGAAGAAGCAGCCAGACGACUGGAGGUCACAAUGUACCCUUUUACAAAGGUGCCAUACCUGCCAUUCAGUGAGGCCUUUAGCAGGGCUGAUGCAGAGAAGAAGCUGGUUCACUCCAUCCUUCUCUGGGGAGCCUUGGAUGACCAGUCAUGCUGAGGUUCGGGGCGGACUCUUCGGGAAACAGUUCUCGAGAGUUCGCCCGUUUUGGCCUUGCUCAACCAGAGCUUCAUCAGCAGCUGGUCUCUAGUCAAAGAACUAGAAGAUCUACAGGCUGAUGAAAAGAAUCCGGAUUUGAGCGAAAAGGCUCAUUUACAUUUGGAAAAGUACACCUUUCCUGUGCAGAUGAUGGUGGCACUGCCCAAUGGCACUGUGGUCCAUCACAUCAACGCUAACAACUUUCUCGACCAGACAUCCAUGAAACCAGAGGAAGAUGGACCAGGUCUCAGUUUCUCAGCUGGCUUUGAGGAUCCCUCAACCUCCACAUACAUCCACUUUCUGCAGGAAGGACUCGAAAAGGCCAAACCUUAUUUGGACUAAAAAGAGUUUCUCCAGACAAUCUGUGCACAUCAGGGAGAAAUGUGGGGGAUUAUAUGAGAGGAAAUGACAAACUCGGUCUUCAUGUGCUUUGAGAAACAUUAUGUGGAGGAGGCAUUUAAGAGAGUCGGUACACACCACAAAUGACAGAUUUUUCUUCAUUUAAAAGGCAGCUAGUGACUGCAUUAUUUGUUCCUUAGUGUGACACAUUUAAUCUAUUUAAAGCCUUUGGUACCCUCCAAUAUACAACACUGUGCACAAAUUAUCAUAAUAUUUUAUCAUUAGACAGUUAAAAGUGCUGCUUGUCAUUCCUCUGAAGACUCUCCAGUGUAAUCUAUACACAAUUUAAAUGCAGUCUUAUAUUUUAUAGUGGAAGAAAUGUCAUUCAUGUGUGAAUUUAAGAUUCCUGAACAAGGGGUGUUUAUAAUUUGUCAUCCAGAUAAUUUGAACUAUUAUGCUAUUUUGACCACUUUAUAUUUUUGAUUUCAUACACUCGCUGCUUUAUUUUCUGUAUUGUUCUAGAUGGUUGUGUGGGAGAUAGAACUGUGCUGGCUAUGGUUUCCUGGAUUUGGCAGUUUGUGAUGGUCUGAUCUGAAAGCCCAGCAUGGGUGAGGCCAGACCUGAUGUUAUUGUUUAAGUCUGGGGAAGUAAUGUCGCCUUUUCUGUCUCUGAACAGAAUACUGGCACCAUGCUAACACAAAAAAAACAAUGGAUUUUGACAACAGAGAUGCAACUCAUUAUUGAAAUCCACUUUUGUGUAAGGGCAGUCAUCUUUUUUGUCUGUUUUAUAACUUUUUGUCUGAUACAUUCUAUUUACGCUCAAAAUAUUAGAAACAGGAAGACUACACUUGUUGACAUAAGUGGCUGUAGUAUUACACUCUGUUUUAAUAGUGCAAUAGGUUUGUGACUGAAAUCUUUCAUUUUUGCAGUAUGUAUGCAAAAACAUCCUAUUUGUGUAAAAGCAAUUCUGUACUUGUUUUAAGUAAAUAAAGGAC
Messenger RNA from Triplophysa rosa, 2811 nucleotides. RefSeq names its product selenoprotein N (gene selenon). NCBI's taxonomy places the organism in Eukaryota, Metazoa, Chordata, Actinopteri, Cypriniformes, Nemacheilidae. The record is from RefSeq and is a predicted model, not a curated record. The transcript has 12 exons. Gene Ontology annotation, biological process: calcium ion homeostasis; skeletal muscle fiber development. Gene Ontology annotation, cellular component: endoplasmic reticulum membrane.